Messenger RNA from Amborella trichopoda, 2941 nucleotides. RefSeq names its product Ankyrin repeat family protein. The record is from RefSeq and is a predicted model, not a curated record. Lineage: Eukaryota; Viridiplantae; Streptophyta; Magnoliopsida; Amborellales; Amborellaceae. Gene Ontology annotation, molecular function: protein binding. Gene Ontology annotation, cellular component: plasma membrane.
UACCCAAAUUCUAGACCUCAGGGACUCAAUUUCUGGUUAUGAUUAAAUCUUAGCCAAAAUCACAACUUUCGAGAGUGGUUGAAACCAGCAAUGGUUGGCCGGUUUUAUUGAUUACCAGUUGCUUAUUUUUCAAUCAAUUUUCUCAUUGAAAUUUCAAAACCAGAUUUUUUUUGCCUAAAGAGUCGUAUUUUUCAAUCAAUUAUUUGUAUUUUGAGAGAGAGAGAGGAGAGAGAGAAGAGAGUCUUUUUCAUGGUUUCGUGUGAAAGGGGCAUCAUGAGUCCUGGCUAAGACGUACUCAUCAUGAGUCCUGGUUAAGACGUACUCGACCCACCAGGUGGGCCUUUUCAUGGGCAGAGGCGGCUCUCUCUCUCUCUCUCUCUCUUUCUCAUUCUCUCGGUCUUCUGUGUACGAGGGGUUGACGUUUGAUUGAAUGGAAGACAAAAGCUUGUGUUACACGUUUUAAUCAUCACUCAACUCUGUUUGUUUGCGGGUUUUGGGUUUUGGGUUUUGGGUUUUAGGUGGUGUUAAUGUUGGAAUUGGAGAGCGAAAGCACCUGCAUUUGUUUCUCUUAAAGUGGGUCUCUCUGAAUCUUUCAUGGAGAUGCUGGCAGAAUGGGUGCGGAGUUUGUGGGUUUCUCAUUAAUCUAAUUCAAAGUUUGAACCUGAGAGCUAAUGAUGUAGGAAAUGAUUGGAGGAAAAAGGGGGUAUUCCUCUCAUGGUGUAGCUAGCAGAAGGAUCUUUUCUGCUGUUUUCUUAUAGUUAUAUGUUUUGGUUUUGGAAUAGAGAGAUGUUGUAGCAGGAAUUGGACUGGAAACCAUCUCUCUCUCUAGGAUGGAGACACCUAUGAGGCAGCCGAGUUUUGUGCGAAAGAAGAUGACUAAACAAUUGACAGGGAAGCGUGAUGAUACCGCCCUGCAUUCGGCUGCAAGGUCCGGGAAUGCGGGUGUGGUUUCGGAGAUUUUUUCGUCUGCGGCACCCCAUGAUGGUGGGAAUUUUGAGGAAUUGUUGUCAAGGCAGAACCAGGCAGGAGAAACCCCCCUUUAUGUUGCAGCUGAAUAUGGGUAUGGCGAUGUCGUUAGAGAGAUGCUUAAAUACUCAGAUAUCCUGACUGCAGGUAUCAAAGCAAGAAAUGGAUAUGAUGCUUUCCAUAUUGCUGCUAAGCAAGGGGACCUAGAUAUUGUAAAGGAGCUGUUGCAUGCACUGCCGCCUCUCUCUAUGACCACGGAUUCAUCAAAUGCCACGGCGUUGCACACAGCUGCCACACAGGGCCACAUAGACGUGGUGAACCUUCUUCUUGAAGCAGAUGGAAACCUCGCAAAGAUAACAAGAAGCAAUGGAAAGACUGCCUUGCAUUCUGCUGCUAGGAAUGGGCAUGUAGAAGUUGUGAAAACCCUCCUUCGAGCAAAUCCAGAAAUCGCAAUUAGAAAUGAUAAUAAGGGCCAAACAGCAUUUCACAUGGCGGUGAAGGGUCAAAACAUUGAGAUAGUUGAAGAGUUGCUCAAAUCAGAGCCAUUAGUGAUAAACUUGGUCGACAACAAGGGUAAUACUGCACUGCAUAUAGCCUCCAGGAAGGGCCGUGCUCAGAUAGUGAGGAAACUACUAGAAUUCGAGGGAAUCGACAUAAAGCUGGUGAACAGAUCCCAGGAAACUGCCUUAGAUACCGCUGAGAAAACUGGAAACCUAGAAAUAACAUCCAUUUUGCGAGAAGCUGGGGUGGAAAGCACAAGGGGUGCUAAUCAACCUAGCAAGGAACGUGAACUAAAGCAGACAGUGAGCGACAUAAAGCAUGAAGUCCACUCUCAGCUGGAGCAGACUCGUCAAACACGCAAACGAGUCCAAGGAAUUGCCAAAAGGAUCAAUAAACUCCAUGAAGAGGGGUUGAACAAUGCCAUAAAUUCCACCACAGUGGUCGCUGUUCUCAUUGCCACUGUCGCUUUUGCUGCCAUCUUUACAGUUCCUGGCCAAUACGUGACCGACCCAAACGACAUCUCCCCAACUGUGUCAAUGGGGGAAGCCUACAUUGCCCAUAUGACUCCCUUCCAUAUUUUCUUCAUAUUCGAUUCCAUUGCCCUCUUCAUCUCUCUUGCAGUGGUGGUAGUCCAAACAUCGGUUGUGGUUAUAGAAAGCAGGGCCAAGAAGCAGUUGAUGACGGUUAUUAACAAGCUCAUGUGGUUGGCUUGUGUGUUGAUAUCGGUGGCGUUUAUAGCUCUCUCAUACAUAGUGGUGGGGAAGCACCUGAGGUGGCUGGCAAUAGCAGUGACAUUGAUAGGCACUCUUAUAAUGGCCACUACAUUAGGGACUAUGUGUUACUGGGUGAUCAUGCACAGGAUUGAAGCAUCCAACAUGAGGAGUAUAAGGAGGUCCUUUAACAGCCGUUCACGCUCGGGCUCCAUGUCUGCCAUUUUCUCAGAUCCCGAGGUCCUGAAUACGGAUUACAAGAAGAUGUAUGCUAUCUAAUCCUUGUCGCUCUGCCUCACCCCCCCGCCCCCCUCUCUCUCAGUGCCUGUUGUUACUUCCAACUACUUGUCUCUGUAAAUGGCUACGUUAUUGGCCAUAGGAAAGGUGAACUAAUGGCAUUUUAUGAAAUGUAUGAUAGUAGUUAUACCUUAAUGUUCGGACUGUUUUAACUAAACGAGGGCACUUUGUAGUUUGUACCAAGGAGGUCGGGAUGCCCCUAUUCGAAGUGUGGGGUCAAUAGAUGCCAUUGACUCCAAUGGGAAAAGGAAAACCAUCGCUCUGUGGGUCACAUGCCAUCCUUGGGUUAUGUUACCUAGCCUUGAUUAUUGAGGAAGUAUGGUGGGCAGAUGGAUCUCCUCUGCCAAACUUGUGUUGAUUCACGUGGUCCACCGCUGUGCCAAUGUAUAUGUAAAUAUGAACAGUUAGGAUUGUAUAAUAUAAGAUAAUGGACAAGGUUUCCAUGAGUUGGCUGACUCAUUUAUUUA